AUGGUCAAGUGUCUUAUUCAUUUUUUUCCAUUUUUCUGUGCUUUCAUAAUAAUUUUCAGGCAGGAUAUUCUUGAUGAGAGACGUCGAAUAGCCCGUCUUUGUUGGAAACUGCGUACAAUGAGUACGGAAUGCGUACAUGAAGUCCCCUGCAGCACACCAUCGGCAUUCAGUCCUUUGCAGAGAGCUAAGGAUGAAGAAUCCGAAGAGGUGUGGCGUGAGCGUUGUGAGCUGGAAGAAGCCGCACGAGCCGCCUUAAUCACGGAAAUUGUUCGUCUAAGGAAUGACUGUGCCAAUCUUCGAGCCAAAAUUGAGCAUUGUGGUCAGCUUCAGGUAUCCGCCAGCACGAGGUUCUGA
Messenger RNA from Cooperia oncophora, 354 nucleotides. The record is from the annotation of a GenBank genome assembly. NCBI's taxonomy places the organism in Eukaryota, Metazoa, Nematoda, Chromadorea, Rhabditida, Trichostrongylidae.